AUUCAAAUUAGGAGGUGAGUAGCAUUAUCAUCAUCAUCUUAAAAUCAAAAGAAAAAGAAACUAUGUGGUGGAGCUGAGCUCCAACUCCAAAACCUUUCAACAACAACAAAAAUGGCGCUACAAACACAAUUCGUAUCUUCUCUCUUCACCACCAACACACCACCCUCUUUCUCUCCAAUCCUCACUAUUAGAUCAGAAAAGCCUUCUGAACCGUCCGAUUCAAUUCCAAAAAAUUCCGGUGUGGGUUUUGGACCAUCGACGACCAAAAGGAAACAACAACAGAAGGGGCAAAGAGAAAGAGCUUCUUCCAUAAUUCGGCGUACUCCAAUUGAAAAACCCGCUUUCGUUUCUGAACAACCGGUUCAACAGAAUAGCGCAAACGAAAACGCUUUUGUUAUUGCAUGGCUUGGUUUUGGUUCUGUUAUUCUUGUUGAGGGUCUUGCUCUUGCAGCUUCAGGUUCGGUACUUUCAUUGAGAAAAUUCAUGAUUAUUUCCAGAAGAAUGGGACAAGUUCUUUGUUAAGUAUCUCUAUCCAUCUUUUACUCCUACAGUUUUCUUGUUUGUUGCUGGAGCAGUAGCAUAUGGUGUGUUAAAAUAUUCGCAGAAUGAGAAAGCCACGGAGCGGAAAUAGCGUGUUUGAUGUUAAUAAUGUUAGAAACCUGAUGUUCCAACAGGAAAAAACUACCAUGAGUAACAAUGAUUGCAAUCCCUUUUCUGUAUUUGAUUUAUCAGAAUGGAAGAUGACAAUGAUGUGUGAACAAUUUCUGUUGGAUCCUAAUCAGCAACCCCUUAUGCCAUUAUAGGUUCAAAGAUUUUUGAAAGAGAUUCAAUCUCAUGUUGUAAUUAAUUUGAUCACUUGUUUUUUAGCGGCUAUGAAACUUUAUAUCUUGGUUCUAUUUGGAUUUUGAACA
This is a messenger RNA of Cicer arietinum (chickpea), 911 nucleotides long. The record is from RefSeq and is a predicted model, not a curated record. Lineage: Eukaryota; Viridiplantae; Streptophyta; Magnoliopsida; Fabales; Fabaceae.